GUCAGGUCAGUUGUUUCCCCUUUAUCCCAAAUGGAACCUGUGUUCUUCCUCCUCGCUACAACACCCGUCACAUUUUGCAUCUAGCGGACGAGUCGAUCCAUGAUACACGCGCCUAGACGUCACUCUAAACAUCUUGCUGUACUGCAGGAGCAAGCAGCUCGGUUCUCUAGACUGUAGCCGUCUACGCGUUUCAGCAUCUCGUCCUUCAUAUCAGCAAAUAUCUAUGCGGGACGACCUCCACUUGUUACAGGACACGACACAAUGGUGGAUGUGCCGCUGUCGGUUUCCUGUCAAGAUUGAGGCGGUGGCGAUGCACACCUGCUGCCUUGGUCUCACAAACCUCGUUCGGCUGUACGGCUGGAACACUCGCAGACUCCUUGGCUCUCGCUCGACGAAACGCUGAUGUCUCAAAUUUCGCUUCCGCAAUUCCUCAGAGCUUGCGCUUCCAGCGGGUUAGAGUGUCCAGCGAGCUGGUUGCUGCGGAGUGUGAUUUUCUUGUGGAUACUGGAUCCCACUCAGCCUUCUCAUCAAGAGGAAUGCGCUUGGUGGCUCAUAGGGGAGACGAAGCAACCGCUUUUGAGUGGUAUGUGGUACAUGGGUACAGUUGGCGCAGUUGCUCGUGGCAGCGGCGUGGUUUUUCCUGGCUGCGCGGUCGUCGAUUCGUGUUUACCACCGUGGGUGGGUGUAGUGUUGGAGACGGAAAUGGCAGGAAUGACGAGUAGGUGUGGGGCGGAAGGCACCUGAUAAUUACCACAGAUCGCAAGGCGCGUUGAUAGUGCGUUCCACAUACAGAGGCUGGAGCGAGAGCGAGAGAGCCUAAUCUCCAGUGACUAGACAGAACAGCGGUUGAGGCAUCGGCGGAGAACCCCGUCUCUCUUCUUCUUCCAGUCUCUCAGCGGUGUCGCGCUUCUGCUAGCCAUAAAAAUUGUGGCAACGGAGAGGUUCUGUCCGCCUCCUGACAGAUCGGGGUCUCCUUUCGCUGCGUUGCUUGUAAGAUUCCUAUUUCUGUGUACCUCGUUUUGCCACGCCAGAGAGAGCGCACGCGCAUCGCCGACUGAGGCUACCCGUGCGCCCAGCACAUGAACGGGAACGACGUCGCUGCAAUGGAGCACGCGUGGCUGCCGCUGAAAGGGAAACGUGACAGGCGCACCGCCGUCUCUCUUUUUGUGCGAUGGCUUUUUAGCGGCUGGGGCAAGCAGCUUUGUUGAUUCGAGUACGUGAGAAACUGGACCACAAAAAGGGGUCAGAAGGGCGCAGGAACCCUUCUCGGACCUUCUUUUCAGAAAUGGAUGCUCCCUGCUUCAACGCGGAGGCACCGUAUGGUCGAGACCUGACUGCGCCUACCGAAACGAUUUCUUCGAGGCUCGCCGUCGCUUUUGUCUCCUGGAACGCGCGCUCAAAAAUUGAGGAACAUUCGCUUUCGCCGAUUCUCGAGGGUCACCAGAAGCCCUUCUUGCGCCGCAGCGUCUCUGUUUUUCCUGCCUGGCCGUCCCGCUUUCGCCGGACUGUUUCUACACGCGGACAGGCAUGAACGACACACAGGGACAUCGUGCGUUCUUGUGGCGAACUAAAUGUGAAGAAGGAACCGUUUUAGAGUCUCUCUUCCGGCCUCGACGCACUGGUUCUUGGCAGCGACUUUCCCUCUUUUCCUCGAGGCAGCAGGAGUGCCCGGAGCAGAAGGACUGCGAGUCUCUCCUGCCCUUCUUUUGUGGACCAGAGAUUUUUCGUGGCUCCCCUUCUCCGUGUCGUUUUCGCAGGCGCGACUUUUUCCGUUCUCCAGUAUCUCUGGGUCGCGGUGUGCGAACACUUGAGAGAUGUAUAUUCUACCAGCGAACAAGUCGACGGCGUACUGGAACCGUAUGAACAUUCAGUGUUGCCCGUCUACUUGCGGAAAAUAGCAAACGGGAAUCGCCGCGUCGUUUCUUCUGGCCGCAGCGCCGAAUUCGUUUUCCACUCCUUCGACGUUCCCGCGGCGGUCAGCUGCGCCCGAAACACGCCGACUUUCCCCGGACUUCCCUCCUCGACGUCGUGAGUAGCGCAUCCCGUUUAUUCCCGGCUUCCGGCGCUUUUCGCAGGCGUCAGCAGCUCGGUUUUCCCGUCCGUUCAUUGCUUGCUUCACUCCUCUCAGUUUCCCUUCUUGGUGCGGCUAUGCCCGCCGGCGUUUUUUUCCCCCUUCUUGCCUCGUUUUCCUCCCGCGAAUGCACUCAAAUCCCCGUUCCACCGCUCUGGAACGAUGAUCAAAGCGGAGGCCUUCCCUUCAUCGCCUACGCCGUGUACGCCUGAAGCUUCUGCGGACCCGAACCUGCUCUCAGGUCCGCUGCAAGCCCCCAUGGCAGCGCCGUCAGCCCCCGUUCCGUCUCUCGGCGCUGGCGUCGACGCCAACGGAGCGUCCAUGGGCGCCGAUGACCAAGCUGCCUCUGCAGCCAGCACGCCCACUAGCCGAGCUGGCGACGCCAGUCCGCUGUCAUCUCUGUCUCUUGGCUCCGCGUCUCUGAACUCGUCUGCAAGUCCGUCGUCCUACGAGCCCGUCGAAGCUGAGGCUGGCCACAUCUACCAACCUGGCACUAAGGCUGAAGUUCGACUGGUUUACCGUAUCAAAAAGGGGCCUGGAGCUGGCCGCCAUCAAAAGUCUUUUUCCAUUUCGCGCUACGGUGUCCAAGGAGCUUGGGAACAGGCGGAAGCAGCACGUCAGUUCAUCAACGCAAAUGGAACGCUGCCGCCGCACUUCGUGGUGGCGUCUCUACCGUCGCGGAACAGUCCGAGCUCGUCAGGCAGUGGCCAGAAACACCGGCGAGCCGCCUCUUGCGCAGCCUCGUCUCCAACGUCGAGUCCCUCUGGGUCGACUUCUCCGCCCCCUUCGGGCGUCUCCUCCAACCCCGCUGCGGCAGUCGGCGCCGUCGCCACCACGCCACCAUGCGGGGCUGCCGGCUCGGCCCGCUCGCCCCGCGGCCCGGGGCGGCUUCCCGGGAGCGUAGCGCGGGCUGCGGGCGCGGCAGCAGCGCGGAUACCCGAGGCGCCUGGCGACAGGAAGCGCGGAACGGGCGCCGGCGCAGGUUCCGCGCCGAGUGAAGAGAGCCGCGAGGAAGCGGGGACCUCCGCGAACGGGCGAGGGCCGCGCGGGCGUGGCGCCUCAACGCGGUGUGCCCCUCUGAACGGCGCGAACGCGGCGACACCCCGCGCCGUGCCCCCCACAGGCCAGCACGCCAACAUCGCGGUCGGCGCCGUGCCGGCGGGGCUCCACGCUGGCGGGCCCCAGGCGGCGGCCCCAGGACGACCGCGCGUGGUCCCUGGAAAUGUGCGCGUUGUCCCGGGGGCUCCCGGCGCGGUGCAUGGCGUGAGUCUUUUUCCAGCGACGAUUGUGUCCGGGGCGCCAGGAGGCGUCGCAGGCGUGGUGGGGACUCCAGGGUGGAGCGCGAACACAGUGCGAGGCCCGGGCGGGAACCUCAUCACUGUCGAAGAGCACCAGCGGCUUGCAGCGGUGGCGGGUGCGAAUGGUGCGGCGGUGAUCAACCCCUUGAAUCCGUCGCCGGCGCUUUUCGGGCUCUUUCCGGGCUUCGUCGCGCCCCAGGCCGCGGCGGGCAACGGCACUGGAGACGCCAAAGGCGCCGCGGCUGCCAUACCGGCUUCCGGGACGUCGGGCGCCCCAGCCGCGGGCGCUGUCGUGCCUGCGACCGGCGUCCGCGCGCUGGCGGCUGCGGGCCUUCCGGGUGGCCCCGUGAAUAAUCCUGCGUUGGGGAUUGUCGGCGGCGGGCUUCGAGGCAACUUCCUGCUUUCCUCCGUGCCUGCAUCUCACGCCUCCUUUCUCCCGCGGGAGAACGGUGGUGCGGAGGGCGGCGGGGCGUCGCCAGCGAGUGGGGAAGGGGGCGCUCAGGGCGCGAAGGAAGGCGAGCAGCGCACACUUCCAGAGGGGUGUUUUCGCCUUCUCCUUCCCUUUGGAGCCCUUUCUCGGACAUUCUUUUCCCCUGCGACGGCGGUCGCGGCUGGAGGCUCGGCGGCCGAGGACGUCUCGACUCCGUCAGCUGCGAAUACGGGCCCAGGAUCAUUGGUAGGUGGGCAGCUGCACGCAGUUCCGGGACUGGGGAAGGGUGUUGUGUUUCAUCCGCAGUCUGCAGCGUCACCGUCGUCCUUCUCGACUUCUGCGUCGUCGCCGAGCGUCGGAAAAGGCAAGGGCCACCCCGUGCUCCUGCCGGGCGCGUACCCGCAGCCCGGCCUUGUUGCGCUUCCCUCGGGCGCGCCCCUCGCCUCCGGGGCCCUGGGCGCGGGCGGCUCUCCGACCUGCAGCAGCAGCACCAGCGCAGGCGGCUCGAGCACAGUGGAUGAAGAGACUCAGAGCCGGAACGGUCGCGGCGGGAGCGAAAGCAGCUCGAGCACCGGUUCGUCGCCUGUGAGCAGCCGCGGGGUGGGAGGCGUUGCAGGAGUUGGUGUUGUCGCGGACAUGAACGGCCAAGGCGAAGAAGGAAUGAAGACCGAGGGUGAGGGCGCCGAGUACGUAGGGGUGGGGUGCCAGGCUGGGACGAGCCUGGACUUGAUUGUGAAGGAUGAGGCAGGUGUGGCGUCUGAAAGAGAAGCAGGGGAGGCCUCAGGGUUUGGCAUCGAGGUGGAUUGCAGCAUGCACGGGGACGAUAUGUACGGCGAGGCUGGGCCACGCGAUGGCGAGAAGCGGGCGCGUCGGCGAGAAGAAGAGUCGUUCGUGACUGGCGCCCAAAGUGGCGUGUCAGGGCGUGGAGUCGGCGGGGAGGAGGAGAGCAACAUCGGCGGAGGUGGACGCAGCGCAACGGGGGUCAGGAGGCGAAGGUCCACUUCGUACUCGCGAAGUCGAGCCGGAAACCCGUCCUGGCUGUUCUCCCUGGUGGACUGCCCCGACAAUGUGUGUGGGGCCCCGGAGGGCGAGGAAGGGGCUGCGAGUUUCACGCGCGAAUUGAGAGACAGAGAUGAAGGGAAAGACGACGACGAUGGGGAGGGCUUGCUGUCUCGAGGCGAGAGCCGGGAGGGGUUCUUCCGGACGCGCAACUGGCAGUUUUCGCCAUCUUCGUCGAUGUCUUCUUCGUCGCUGAACUCGGCGCUGUUCGCCUCCGGCGCGGGCUUGGCCGGAAGCUCCUUCCUCUCUUCACCGCCACCCUCGCCGCCAGUCUCGCCGCCGGUACGCUGCCGCCCCGGCUUCCUCAUUUCCUCGCCUAGCAACGGCGGGAUCGGACGGGCCCUGAAGAGACGCUGUGUGGACUUCUCGCCGCUGCUUCUGGCCUCACCCUCGACUUUGUUCGCCUCCGGGCUCGGCUCCGCAGAGCGCAAGCGGUGGACGGCGGAGGCGCGAGGUGCGGGGCUCUUGGAGGACCUGCAGGGCCCUUCGUCGACCUCUUCGUCGCCUCUGGGGGUGCGCCCCUGCCCGCUGUCUCCACGCCCUCACGCCGCCGGGGACAAGGCCCAAGGGGGGCCUGCGGGUUCCGCGAGUCCGUCCCUGGCGGGGCGGUCGCGGCCGUACGGCAACGUCCUUUCCUCGCCGCCCCUGGAGAACAAGAAGGCGGCUGCGUCUCUUUGCUUCUCCGCGCUGCCGCCCUCGCUGACUUCUCUGCGGCACGGCGAGAGUUUCGGAGAGAAGCGCCGGACUUCGGGCGCAGAGGGGGCGCAGGCCGGCGACGACGCGGAGAGCCAGAAUCCGCCUCUGGGACGCGACGAGCGCAAGAAAAUGCGAGACAGCGUGGCUGCGGGCGCGGGCGGGGAGCGCCGAGACGAAGAAUCAGAAGAUGAGGAGGCGGCCGGACCCGCUGGGGCCCGCAGGGGGCGAUCCGAGGAAGGCGCGCGCGUCGAGGGGGAAGGCGAGCGAGACAGCGACCGGUUUUCUCUUUUGCCUCGUCGCCACAACGCCAGUGAAGGCGACAGCAAAGACGAGGUCGCCAGUGGUUUGUCGAGUCGCACGAAGAGCGUCCUAGCCUACCUCUCGUCGCCGCUUUCCGACUUGCUGGCUUCGCCGGUUUUUCCCAUCCUUGGGGCUCGCGGCGAGAAAGACAAGUCCAGGCGGCGGCGCGGCCCCGCGCAGUCGUCCUCUGGACCUGAAGCGGGCUUGGGUGGUUCCCUCGCGGGUCUCGCGUCGUCCGUCGGCGGCUCUCCGACUUUGUCGCCGUCGCCGUCGGCGUUCCUGCCCUUCUCACCCUUCUCCGUCCCUCCGCGGCCGUCUCCACCCUGCGGACCGUCGACGUUUCCGAUGCCGCUGGGCUCCCCUUCUUCGCCCCGGCGGCGGUCGUCGGGGACGGGCAGGCGCCUCGUCCUUCUGCCGCAGUCGUCGCUCUCCAGCAGUUCAGGGCCGCUGGAGACGGGGACUCCCCAGCUGUUCAGCAAUGCGCUGCCGCCGGUGUUUUCGGAGAACUUGUCUGUCUCUCCGGCAUGUUUCGCCCUCGCCUCGCCUUCGGUCACCUCCUCGCUCCUGCCUCCGGCAGCAGCCACCGGCGCCGCGCCCCGGCCUCCGCAGGUCGAGAGAGUGCAUGCAGACUCAGACACGUUCCUGGGUCUCUCGCAACCCCUCGAUGCGACACAGGGCUCCGACGUGCGGCCCGCCGUCGCGGCUCCGGGCGCGCCGCCAGAAGGCCUUUUUCAGGCCUCGACGGGCCAGCCUCUCGCACCCGCGCUCCCCGUCCUUGACCUCGGUGGAGCGUCAGCGGCGCUGCAGGCCGCCGCGAAGGCUGCAGCCGCGGCGUCGGCGGCGAGCGCGGCGACGGGGAGCCGUCACGCGGUCGGACAGGAGACUGGCAAGGCCUCGCAGGAAGGACCGAGCGACGGGGCUGAACUCGUCGCGUUGAGGCCCGCUGUUCCUGGCUGGCCUGCAGGCGGCGCCAGUGGAGUUGCAGAAGCGAAGAAGGACGCCAAAGGGUCGCAGGGCGGGGAAGAGAGCCGCGAAGAUAUCCUCAAGACGGCUGUGGCGACUGAGGAAGAGACGCAAGUCCGCGGGCGUGGUGAAGGAGCGAACGAGAACCCCGAGAAGGCCCUGGUGAUGAUGAGAGCCGGUCCUUUUGCGGAGGGGCGAGAAACGGGAGCAACGUCUCUCGGCGCAAUGCCGGAUCCGAGAACCGGCGAAAAGAGACAGGACGAUGGUUCCAGUCGUGCAGCUGCGGCGCAGGGCAGGCAGGAUGGCGCUGAAGCGAAGAGCCCAAGCGGGACGCACGCGAAAAAAGAGACCCCUGCCGGUGGAGACACUUCGGCUCCGACUGCCGGUGUCUCCGUCGUCGCUUCGGGAUCUGCGGACCCACCACACGUAUCAGUUGCUGCAGGGGUGCUGGCAUGAGGACUGAUGAUGGUGGAAACAGAGGGAGGGGGAAAACUGGAGAGACACAGACGCCAAUUGAGCUUCUUCCUGUCGCGAGUUUUGCUUUGCUUUCUCGGACAGUUGACUGGACACCCUUCAGCUCAAGCAACAACGAGAACCGAGAUACUUCUUAACGAAACGUGUCUCACGCAGAGAAAACAUCUGUGUAGAAACCCGCACGCGCCUUCUCUCUAUUCUCCGUCUUCUUCAUGACCCUCCACGACUGUCUGCAGGUGUCUUCUCUGGCGAGAUCCCUCUCCUUUUUUCACUUUUCCCCCUUCUUCCACAUGGCUGCGGCCCCAAAGUGAGUGUGAAGAUGAAACAUCACAGAAAGGCUGCAUGCGCUGCAGGAACUGAAGGAGGCAUCUGUCUCUUCACUUGUCUUUUCUCCACGUGUCUCUUCAGAAGUCACGACGGUGCCUGCGAGGGGGGUCGGCGCAGGCCGCUCGAGGGACUUGUGUGUUGCGUCUGUCGGUGUUCAGCAGACGGGGGAAGGAGCCGAGGCGUAUCUUUUCUGUUUUGUGGCUGUUUCUCGCGAGCUACACACUUUUUCUCGAAUGUUCGUUUUGGGUGCGGGGCUCUUGGAGGUUGGGGUGUGUCAGUACAGCUGCUUGUGUGACUUUUUUAGCGGUUUCCCGGCUUCCGGGCCGCACAUCGUUGCUUUCUAGCUGACGCGCUCUGAAAGCCAACCUUUCUCCUUCGUGUACAGUUGGUGCAAGCUCAGUUGUGUUGGAAAGCGGGUGAACGUACAGCCCUGCCGUCUGGCUUGUUUUCCGUGGGGGCGUGUCACGCACCGAUCGACGUCUUCACGAUGCCUCUGUAGAUCAUCACAUGGCUGUCGAAGGCAAAAGUUCUGCAGUCUGCGCCAGCGUGAGCCGCGGCACGCGACGCCAAACUUCUGUCGUGCUGAACACGUCCAAUUUCCAGAUUUCCACGGAACGCGAGAGAAGGGAGUCAGUCGGGGUCCGUCCGGCUAGCAGACGACCCAGCUCGAGAGUUUUUCGCCUUCUGCGCAUGUGGUGUAUACCCUAGAUACGUGCGUAUAUACAUAUAUAUCCAUAUAUGUAUGUAUGAUAUAUGCCCGUGUCUGCGGACGCUUGCGUCCACAAUUCGCUGAAACUCGUCUCUGCUUUGCCUCUUACACGAGGGAGGGUCUAUUUGAGGACGAAAGGAACAGAGGGAGAAGUUGUUCGUUGUCUUGGCUUUAGAGACGCAGAGCGGCGAGAAACCGGAGAUGCGAGGUGUACAGACAGCCUGGCGACGAGCCUCGCAAACCCUUUUCUCCCGCCUCGCGCUCGUGUAUGUUUCUUUUCACUGUCGCCUCCAGGUGUGUUUUGUGUGUGUGUGUGGGGGGGGGGGGGCGGCUUGCUCUCCGGACUGGCCGCGAGCGGCAACAGAGGCAGCGUGCGGCGUUUCCGUCAGUUCGGGUUCCCUUCGCUCGGCGCUGAAACGUUCUUUCGACAGUAGUUUGGUUUGUCGGCAUGGACGAAAAAGGGGAGGUUCACUCGCCAGCCACGCGUGCUCUCAGCUCCUCCAGAUCCGCUGCCUGCGAGAGACUUGCCCUCGAGCGAAACAGUUGUGUGGAGAAGCGCGGCGUCCGCACGCAGUAACGCCUCGCCUUACUGUACAUAGUAUCUAUUUAAAUGCAUUUCUAGAUGCGCGUGCAUGCGCGCUGGUCUCCUGUGCGGCGUGUCCUCUUACGAAUGUGGUGAAUGGUGCGUUUUUAACAGUGGAGGAGUCUCGGGUGUUUUUAUCUGGGGGUAAGUGAAACAGCGGCAAGACCGUGUGAGUUGUGUGUCGAUGCAGCAUGUGGGAGCGGACGUAGUGUGCCCAGUGCACUCUUUCUCUUGGCAUUUUUCUUGACAAGGACAAUCUGGGAAAAAACCAGAGUCGGUCAGGUGUAGGUUGGUCGGCGCAGAGACGCUGGCCGAACGUUUUGUGAAGGCGUGUGAAUGUCGUGUCGCCGAACAAGGAAACACGAAAUCCGUUUCAACUUAGUGUACACUUUCGGAAACUCUCCAAAUUUACACCGCC
Messenger RNA from Toxoplasma gondii ME49, 9328 nucleotides. RefSeq names its product AP2 domain transcription factor AP2XII-8 (gene AP2XII8). The record is from RefSeq and is a predicted model, not a curated record. Bases 2234 to 7273 code for a protein of 1679 amino acids. The transcript has 3 exons. NCBI's taxonomy places the organism in Eukaryota, Apicomplexa, Conoidasida, Eucoccidiorida, Sarcocystidae.